AUGUCGCCUCCUAUGCCGCCAAAGCAGCCUGGCGCUGGCGCUGGCGCUGGUGAUCCUUUACCCGUCGUCGGCUCCGACCGUCCUCAGACGCCUGUCGAUGAUGGUGGUGUCCACCCUCUACUCCAGGUGGCAUCUGUUCCCCCGCAUUCUCGCUCGACGGCUGCCGCUGCCGCUACAACUGCUACCAGUCCGACUUCCGAGUCCGUCUCAUUGCCAUUGACUUCUUCCACGCAAUCACCAACAAACACUACUCAGGUUGCCUCAAGGGCCUCUGAAGCCCAGGCGGAAUCAUCUUCAGCCAUGAUAUUCUCCGAUAUUUAUAAGAGCCCGCGGUCACCUAUCGCAAAGCUCCGUCAUAACUCGGUUCAGUUGCCGACCUCAUUGCCCGACAAUACCCCAGAUUGGUACGACGAUGAGCACGCCGACCUUCUCAGUAAGGACAAGGCGAAACAGAAGGAAGCUGUGAGACGAUACCUUGACGCCAAGAUCAAGAAUGAUUGGGAUUUCUCAUGGCCAUCUCGCGUCGUCGACCCUCCACCAGUUGAAGGUGACGUCGCCGUUGUCGACACGGCUUCCGAGUCACCUGAUACUAUCGAGACUGUAACCAGCCUCGAUGUCACUGAGCCAGCAAAGCCAAUUCAAGAUGAAACACGCGAAGACGAUGGCUAUCAAGUCGAUGACGCCGAGUCGUCGGACGACGGAGACAACAGCGAUGCCGAAUCCAAUUACAGCACCAUCUCUGAAGACCCCGUUCGCUUUCGCACACGUCUAGAGUGGACAUCCGAUCUUUCUGACGAUGAUGGUGAGCCAGGUCCUUCGCGAUCACCUUUUCGCUUCGACAACCCCAACAACGUGGGCUCAACUGUUCAAGCUACAGUUCAAGCGAAGCGCGCCAAGCGAAGGAGAGAUGUUCGCAAGGAAAUGGAGUGGAAUGAGGGUCUGGCCUGUUUCGAGGCCCGGCGAAAUGCAUGGACCGGCGCACGAACUGUUCGUAUCCGAGCCAAGCCUGUGACACCCCCUGCUGUGUCACCUCUAUCUCCCCGUCGUUUCUUUUUCCGCCGCUCCAUGUCGACAUCUCCCCCCAGCUCCACAAUUGCGUCCGCUCUACCGCCACAGGUUAGCGAUGCUUCUGACGGUUCCUCACUUGCGAAGAGCGACGAGCUUCGCAAUGCUCGAUCCAAGGACACAACGCCAUCAACACCUCCCGAUAGCCGGAACUAUCCUGUCGAGGUCCUUCUUCCCCUUGCGCCGCCUCUCUUGCCUCCUAAUAACGCCCUACGCGCAUCCAUCACACCUUCUGUGUAUCUCAGCCUCUAUGAUAAGGUCAUUAUUCAUAGCCUUCAGCCCUCAUGCCCUAUCAAUCUUUCGGAUAUGCUCCGAGCCUGCGUCACAGGCUGGAAGCGAGAUGGCGAAUGGCCACCCCGACCGACAAUGCCCCCGCCUGCUCCCGCUGCCAAGAAGAAGAAGCCUAAGAAAACCUCAACUCAAUCAGAGAACGCAGGUAGUACUGUUCGACGCAUGAGUUUUGGACUAUUAGGUCGUGACAAGGACGAUACAACAGGUGGUAAGGGCAUUCGACGCAGCCUCGUACGGGCCCUCGGAAUUGGAGAGACGGCCGACGGACCGAAAUAA
Fusarium poae is the source of this 1632-nucleotide messenger RNA. RefSeq lists its product as uncharacterized. The transcript is spliced from 2 exons. NCBI's taxonomy places the organism in Eukaryota, Fungi, Ascomycota, Sordariomycetes, Hypocreales, Nectriaceae. The record is from RefSeq and is a predicted model, not a curated record. The coding region runs from base 1 to 1632 and encodes 543 amino acids.